Molecule: messenger RNA, 819 nt
Organism: Cryptosporidium muris RN66
Lineage: Eukaryota; Apicomplexa; Conoidasida; Eucoccidiorida; Cryptosporidiidae
Product: CCR4-NOT transcription complex subunit 8 protein, putative
Exons: 1
Coding region: 1-819 (272 amino acids)
Cellular component (GO): P-body; CCR4-NOT core complex; CCR4-NOT complex
Molecular function (GO): nucleic acid binding; poly(A)-specific ribonuclease activity
Source: RefSeq, a predicted model, not a curated record
AUGAAUCCAAAUGUAUACCAGCAAGAAUCCACUAUAUAUGAAGUUUGGCAGCAUAAUAUUAAAGAUGCAUUUGAAUAUAUCUCACAUAUAAUCGAUGAAUAUCCAUAUGUAGCAAUUGAUACUGAAUUUCCAGGUGUAGUUGUUCGUCCAACAAAUAAUAUUUACGAAUAUUAUUAUCAAACAGUAAGGUGUAAUGUUGACCUUCUUAAAGUUAUCCAAAUUGGAAUGAGUUUCCGUAAUAAGUACGGGUUAUCACCAAGCUCUGUCGUUUCUACUUUUCAGUUUAAUCUGAAAUUUGAUAUGGAUAAUGAUAUAUACUCACAGGAGUCAAUUCAAUUUCUCCGUCAUUCUGGUGUAGAUUUUGAUAAACACCAAGAUCAUGGUAUUGAUUUCUUUUAUUUUGGUGAACUUAUGUAUGGGAGUGGCCUUAUACUGAAUUCUAAAAUCAAAUGGAUUAGUUUUCAUGGUUGUUAUGAUUUUGCUUAUUUGAUUAAAAUAUUAACAUGUUCACCAUUACCAGAAACUGAGAGUGAAUUUAUAUCACUAGUUAAUAUGUUAUUUCCAUCUUUAUACGAUAUAAAAUUUGUACUAAAGCAACUAACAAAUUUGAACAACUUGACUUCUUUACAGAAGCUAUCGGAGCAUUUACAAAUACAAAGGAUUGGAAUUGCUCACCAAGCUGGUUCAGAUGCUUUAAUUACAUGUUGUACUUUCUUUAAGUUAUGUCAAUUAUAUCUUAAUUCCUGUAUUGAUGACGACAAAUUUAAAGGACAAAUCUAUGGAUUUGGAUUAACAUUACCUUCUAUAGCUAAACAUUAA